This is a messenger RNA of Haliotis rubra (blacklip abalone), 1377 nucleotides long. Its product is annotated as hemicentin-2-like. The coding region runs from base 10 to 1377 and encodes 455 amino acids. NCBI's taxonomy places the organism in Eukaryota, Metazoa, Mollusca, Gastropoda, Lepetellida, Haliotidae. The record is from RefSeq and is a predicted model, not a curated record. The transcript has 7 exons.
UUGACCUAUAUGUAUUGGAUUGAAGCAGUCAUCUGCUACGGAGGAAUGUUUCCAUUUGUUUCUUCUCAUUCCAACACUGUCGCCCGUGUCCGACAAAGCGUCAAUAUGUCCUGGAGUAUCAACCAGGCCUUUACGGAUUUUAAGAUAUAUUCUACCACAUACCAUAAGGAGAAACACAAGCUAAAUGAUUCCACUGUCCAGUUCAUUGUGAGGGGAAAUCAACUUCUGCCUGCAACUAUCAACACACACACAGAGAACGGGACGAGGAUUCAGCUGAGUCUCAAUACAUCCCUGGAAGGAAGGAACCUGGUCAGUCUCACAUUCCGCAGUGUUGACGUGCAGGAUGCCGGAGUAUACAGCAUAGGCACGCAUAGCAGUGACUUGUCUCGUGAGACUCAACUUCUUAUUGUACUCCAGAAACCAUCAGAACCGAGUAUCAGCACGACAGUUGCAGACCCUGUGUCUGGUGAUCCUGUGAACCUGACCUGCUCCACCACCUCCCGGAGUCUUCCUCUGGACCGGUCUCUGUACCAGUACACUCUGAACACUUCCUACACUUGGAGGAGAAACAACAGGAGUGUAGACAGGAGUGUAGAUGACAGAGUACACGUGGCAGGACAAUUCCUGGCUAUAGACCACGUCACCAAGGAGGACAAGGGAGUGUACACGUGUCAAUCUGGAGAAGAAGGACUUCUGUCAGACUGGAGUCAGGGAUACACUCUCAAUGUUCUGUAUGGACCUGACAAGAUACAGUUUGACGACACAAGUGACAAGCUGGAGGUAGAAGAAGGGAAACCUGCAGCUGUGAGAUGUUCUACUGACUGUAACCCUGCCUGUACUGUAACCUGGUGGAACGUCUCCAGACAGACGGUGAUUACAGGACAGGGGGAGGCUGUGUUGUCUAUACCAGCUGUAGACGUAUCUGUGUCUGGACUGUUCACGUGUCACGUCAACAACAGCCAUGGGAGUGCAUCACGGAACCUGACGCUGGAUAUUCAACUGGGAGCAGCACUAAACCAUAGCUCAUUGCAAUCCAAAAGCCAACUUGCCAAUGUUCCUUUUGAGUUCAUCUUUUUUCUAGAUGGUUUAGAACCUAGACCCUCCACCGUCGGUGUCGCUGUCCCUGUAGCCGUUGUCCCCUCUGUCCUGAUCAUCAUCAUCACUGCUGUUGCUGUGAUAUGUGUUUGUAAAAGAGUGAAGAAAGGAGAUCGUCAGCACAGAUCUGGUGCACGAAAUAUGGAGGACAAUGAAAGUCAUAUUCAACUUCAACCCCGUCGUAAGUGUAUGAGGCAACUGGAAAUUCAUGAAACUAAAAUGUUUCAGUUUCUGUAUACGAGUUUGGUACAGUAUCCCGUUGUGCGCGUGACUACCAACUGA